AUGAAACGUCUAUUUCUUCACAUUUCAUUCUUUCAUUUUUGUUCGUUCAUUUCAUAUUUCUUCAGUGAUUUCUCCCUUUCUUUCAUGUCUUUCUUUCUAUCUUUCUUUUUUCUUUCUUUCUUUCUUUACAUAUUCUUCCUAUUGUCUUUUGCGUAUUUGUUUUCCCAUUCUUUUUUUCUUUCUUUCUUUCUUUCUUUUUUCUCUUUCCAUGAACGUUUUCUUUUAUUUUCUUUUUUCCUGUCAUUUUUAAUCAUUAUCUUUCUUUCAUUUGAUUAUUUUUAUUUUUUCCUUUUCCAUGAACGUUUUCUUUUAUUUUUCUGUCAUUUUUUUUUUCUUUCUUUCUUUCUUUCUUUCUUUCUUUUCUUUCUUUCUUUUCUUUCUUUCUUUUCUUUCUUUGUAGUUUAUCUAUUUUUUCUCUCUAAUUUACUCAAUCCAUUUUCAUUCCCUUUCUUCCUUUUUUGCCUUUUCUGUUCAUAUCUAUCUAUCUAUCUCAUUCUGUUCAUAUCUAUCUAUCUAUCUCAGUCUGUUCAUAUCUAUCUAUCUAUCUAUCUAUCUAUCUAUCUAUCUAUCUAUAUAUAUAUAUAUAUAUAUAUAUAUAAAUUUGUUAUAUAUAUUCUAUAUAUAUAUCUAUCUAAGUUUGUUCAUAUCUAUCUAUCUAUUCAUCUAUCUAUCUAUCUUCAUCCAUUUAUCUAUCUCAGUCUGUUCAUAUCUAUCUAUCUAUCUAUCUAUCUCAGUCUGUUCAUAUCUAUUCAUCUAUCUAUCUAUGUUCAUCUAUCUAUCUAUCUAAAACACUAG
Acanthosepion pharaonis is the source of this 795-nucleotide messenger RNA. The record is from the annotation of a GenBank genome assembly. Lineage: Eukaryota; Metazoa; Mollusca; Cephalopoda; Sepiida; Sepiidae.